Messenger RNA from Macrobrachium nipponense, 4104 nucleotides. RefSeq names its product ras-associated and pleckstrin homology domains-containing protein 1-like. The transcript has a single exon. The record is from RefSeq and is a predicted model, not a curated record. Lineage: Eukaryota; Metazoa; Arthropoda; Malacostraca; Decapoda; Palaemonidae. Bases 33 to 1361 code for a protein of 442 amino acids.
CUGAAACGUCUGAUUUUUUUCUUCCCCGACAGAUGGCGACGCCGGAGGCCAACCUGAGCGGCGUCAGAGGCUCUGGCGACGCCCCUCCGCCGCGCCACCUGCACAACUUCAACACCUUCCAGUUCGUGUCGCAGCUGGUCUCCGCCACGCCCCCCUACCUCUUCAACAUGUCCACGCCCUUCCCCGGCAACUUCUUCAGCGACCUCCUGCGGCGGAUGGCGCCCAGAGCCGGCACGCCCGGCCUGCCCCCCGACCAGACUCUGCAGCAGCAGAUCCGCGCCGCCCUCUUGGCCAAAAGCGCCCCGCCGCCGCCGCCCUCCCUGCCCCCGACCGUCAUGCCCCCGCCGCUGGACUUGGCGGCUGCCACGCACCGCUCUCCAGCGGCGCCGCAGCUGCAUCCCGAAAAGGGCGUGAAGCGCUCCCUCUUCUCGGACGUGUCGGCUCUCAGCUCCAGCGAGGACGAGGGCGGCGCCAAGAGGCCUCGCCUGGACACCGACGGGCGCGAGAGCGAGCAGCACCCGCCGGAGGCUCUUCCGGCUCCCUUCCUCAUGCAGGCGCCCUUCUUACACUCGUCAGUGCCGCCUCCGCAUGACGUGCUGAACCCAUGGAGCUCCAGGGCAUCGCUCCUCCGCCCACAAGUACCUCUGGCCGCCCACGUCCCGCCCACUCCCCUCGACCCCUACCGGCUACUCCUCGACUUGCGUCUAGCAGGCCAGCUCCGCACGAUGGCCGCCACGCAGGCCCUGCACAACAAAGAGACGACCAUAGGGGGAGGCGGGGGCGGGGGGCUGGGUCUCCACCCCCCCAUCACCUCCUCCCACUCCUCCAUCCCCUCCUCCAAGUCUGUCACAUCGCGAAACUCGCCCACGCUCCUCGACUCACGACCUCCUCGCGAAGAGCUGCCACCGGUGUCGGCCCCGCCCUCGAUGGGCGUCCUCCAGGGCGGCGACGAUCGGGUGUCCGCAUUCCACCCGCCCUCGAGGCCACACCCGGACGCGGCCGACACCAGCGACGAGGAGAACGGAGACCGCCGCAGCUGUAGUCGCAGUAGCAGCGGUAGCGCCAGCAGCAGCGCCGCCCGCGAGGGGCUGGGUCCCCAGUACAUCUUCAAGCACCUCACCCAGAUCUAUCGGACUAUCGACGGACACAAGGUGGAGGGCGGCGGCGAGAGCGGAGACGACCUCCGCCACGAACACUCGAGGAAGGAGCACCACCACCGCCCUGCCUCCCCUGAGUCAGCCCACACAGCUCCCGCCCGCGCCGAAGGUGGGCGCGGCGGCGAGGGCCAGCAGCAGGCAAUCCAGCAGGAGCCUCGAGCAGACAUGGCCGCCAGAGAGGAGGUGCGACCCAAGGAAGGUUGAUAGCGGUCGUUUUUGGGGCCCUGGGGCUGAUGGCACUGUUAGGGAGGAGACGAGAGGAUCUCCUACUCCUCCUCCUCCUCCUACCCUUGCUCCUACUCCUCCUCCUCCUCCUCCUUCCCCUCUAGCAACGGAACAGCGCUCCUCUCCCCCCCGGUGGCUGUCGCGACUUCUGAUACUAUUGUUGCCAAAAACAGAAAUGGAGUCGAACGCCCGCCUUCUCUAAUCAAGUCAGCCUCACUCACUCACUCACUUACUCACACGUUCAAUGUGAUACUAUUAUGAUUUGUGAUGAUUUGCGCUUGUGUCAUUCCCCCCCUCCCCCUCAAUUUUUUUUUUUUUUCUCGUCUUGGAUUUGAAUAGAGAGAAACAUUCAUUCAUUCAUGGCCCCUUUCAGAAGAGGAUAAACCUUCUCGCUAGUCACUCAGUCAGUGUUCAAUGUAUAGCUCACUCUUAGAGUAGGGAUUUUACGUAUGUUUUUAUCGAUUCCAUGAUCAUUAAUUAAUCAUUUAGAGGCCAAAGGUAAAUGCAUAGCUGUAUAGUAGAGUGGAAUAUCUUUGGAUAUAUGGAUUAUUCUCUCUCCUUCCAUAGGCUAGACAUUUGCACACCCGUCACCAAUCAGACAAGUCAAACGAAAGAUAUACGGAAUGACCACUGUUAUAGUACCAAGGUCCUUGGUUAGUACCAUGAGUCUCGCUGUACCGUACUUCGCUACAUUCCACUCACAGCUUCGAAAGCAUUCUUUUCAUUUACAUUCCAUUCGUUCAGACUGGAUUUUCAUUAAGACGAAACUAACGUACCUUUCAGGAUUUCUAGUCAUUAUUUAUUAAGUAGGCCUAAGUUCGCGUAAUGUGGGCCUAAGUACGUGUAUGAUUUGAUUUGUACCUGUCAGCUUUCAACCAGGAAAUGAUUUGAAUUAAACUAGGUGAAUUCAGUAACAAAUAUUAGCUGGAGUAUAAACUCGGUAGGAUUGUGAAUUUUAUUAUUUUCUCAAGUAUUGCUCCAUGUAGGCCUAAAUGAAAAAUUUUGCUGAACAUUCCCACGUAUUCGUAUAACGGAUUUACAUUUCAUUGUCUGUUCAUUUACAGAGUUCCCUCUUCCCCACUGGACCACAAGUAACCACCAGCGGAGAUAUAUAAAAGUGGUCUCCAUGUUCUGUUGGUUUGAAUUCAUGUUUUACUGAGAGACAAUCACUGGCUUGCAAUCACUUACUCUCACAGGCUUCCAACGAUUAUUCUAAAAAGGAUUAAAACAAAUAAAAAAAAGAGAAAUUUAGUUCUUCAGUCAUUCCCGGUAGAAGAAGAAUCACCCAGUCGCCUCAAACUGUCUUAAAAUAUCACAGAAGAAGAAAUCGUGCAGUGAAAUUUUAAAUAUGCAACAACUGUACUAUAGUCACUUGAUUAGCUGAUCAACUACGAAUUUUUUCAAGAAGUCGAUUGGGAAUGGGUAUCGGUGAUUCUUCUUUCAUGUCUGUACAUAGUCUUUUAACCUUCUUCAUGUCUGUCUGUUAUAAAGCAGCAGUGUAUAUAUAUUUUGGCUGACGACAUUGAGGGAUGACGGUGGAUGGAUUUGAGAGAAAAAAAAAACAAAAGGAAGAAGUUAGAAGAUGAACCAUUUCCCUGGUUUAUUUAUCGUUCAUUUAUUUUAAUUUUUACGUCUUCUCCUUUAUCAUACCAUCUUUCGAUUCAAUGUCAUAACUUAUUGCAUUUCUUUCACUAGAUUUUCCCUUAAUGGAGUUUGAUUUAACAGCUAAUAAAUUUGGUUUUAAAAGAGCUUUGAGACGAUCCACCUGCGUCCCGCAGACUUGCCCUUAGCCUAUACACUGCUGCUGUAUGUGUGUAUUGUACAACUUCUCCAAUCAGUAUUAGAAAAGAUAUUUGUUGACAAUAAGACUGCGCGUAGAUUUUUAACCGAACAGCUUCAAAUGGAUAUCAGUAAGGUAGCUAUCGGCGGUUUCAUUCUGCAUGUGGUAGUUACCCCUUGACCUGCACUGUUCCUCAAGGGCGGCAAAGUACUUAAAUACAAAAAAAAAAAAAAAAAAAGACAUGACCUUCAUCAAUGGCUGUGACAAACGAAGCCAUUGAGCGAAAAAGGUCGCGACUUAGAUAUGUCGAAUGUCCUGUAACUGGACUCUUCAAGAUGUUGUCGCGUCUUUUAAAUAAGAGUUGUUUAGAGUUGCCAAGUGGUCUGUAUUUAGGAUGGCAUUCGAUUCUCGAUCCUUGAUAUUUUUUCAAUCCAGAUGUUUAUCGUGCAUCUUGUACUGAAGCAUGAAGCGUUCACGAGACCUUUUUUUUCUUUCUUAGAGUUUGUAAAACAGGUGCUUCUUGCCACCCUUUUAUGGAUGUGUUAAAUAAGCGCUAUAGAGGAACCGAUGUGUUGCCAUCUUGUCAUCAAAGUUUAGUCCCGGGAGGUGUGAUGGCUCCAGCCAGCCGGAUGCACGAUAACCUAUGUGAAAAGCACACCAUUGUUGCUUCUCCAUUGCAAAAAAAAUCUAUAAAAAUAAAAAAGAAAAUCAUUGAUUCAUCAUUAUUAUAUAUAAUAGCGAGUCCUUUGUGUGUAAAGGCUACUUUGCUGAAUAGUUGGGAAACAUAAUAAAAUGUAUUGUCCGAGAUCUUCAGAUUCGCAAAGAUGAUGUUAGCCACGCAUAAUAGUCAUUCUGAUUCUACUUGUAAGUUAUCGUACCUGUGUCUCCAGUAUGUUUAUUGUUGUGUUGUUUCUCAUGUAAAUAACAGAAGUGGAAUUUGAA